AUGAAGAGAGAAAUGCUCUUGUUCCUGGCAUUCCUCUCCUUUCUGUCCCUGUCGCUCGCUGCAUCGCCGACGUCCUUUUGCAAAUGCACCUGCUUCGGCAACAGCACCAUCGUCGCCCUCGACGCCCCCUCGACGGCCUCCAAGCCAACCCUCGCCCUGCGUCCGCGCGCCAGCAAAAAGUCCUGCAGCGACUGCAACCGCCAGUUCUGCCUGGGCUACAGCUUCUGCAAGGGCGAGAAGGAGGACAAGGUCCUCACCACGUGCUUCCAGAGGGACUCGACCAAAGACCAGGUCGUCGUGCUGGUCUUCAUCGCGGCGACGGCAGGGCUGCUGGCCUAUGCAGGCGUGCGGCCGUGGGUGGACCAGUGGAGAGAGCGCCGGAGGAGCUACAUGCCCGUCCCAGGACAGGGGAAUCGGUAG
This is a messenger RNA of Ascochyta rabiei, 420 nucleotides long. RefSeq lists its product as uncharacterized. The transcript is spliced from 3 exons. The record is from RefSeq and is a predicted model, not a curated record. The coding region runs from base 1 to 420 and encodes 139 amino acids. NCBI's taxonomy places the organism in Eukaryota, Fungi, Ascomycota, Dothideomycetes, Pleosporales, Didymellaceae.